Eimeria necatrix is the source of this 99-nucleotide messenger RNA. RefSeq lists its product as hypothetical. NCBI's taxonomy places the organism in Eukaryota, Apicomplexa, Conoidasida, Eucoccidiorida, Eimeriidae. The record is from RefSeq and is a predicted model, not a curated record.
AUGGCACUUAAAAGGAGUUUGCUGCAGCUGCUGCUGCUCGGAGCAGCAGCAGCCGUAACCCUAAACCCUAAACCCACCCUAAACCCUAGUAAACCCUAG